AUGGUUUUGGAAGCUGGUUCAAAUCCGAUAGAAACAAUUAAACACCCUGGGGAAUUCGACACAAUGUUGAAAACAGUUUUAUAUCCUAAAGAUUUCGAUUCAGUCUCGGGUUGGAUACCCGAUGUUGGUGAUGGAAUUGUUUUAAAAGAACCGGUAGGAAAUGAUGCUGAUUUAGAUAGAGUGAGAGUUGUUGCUCGACACACGAUAGAAAGAGUAGCACGAGCAGCUAAAUCAUGGAUUCGAAAAACGAAGAAUGGUUCAGAUGCAAAAUUAGAAAUAACGAAUCUCCAACUUUUUAUACCCGUAAUAACACCAUCAAUUGAAGUAGAAACGAGAAUAUUCAACUCGUUAACUAAAGAUAUUGAAAUAGCUUUUCUUCGUCGUAAUACGGUAGGUAGUGUGACUUUAACUGGAGAAUCCACCACGUGGCCAAUCACUAACACUAUUAAACCAGCAAGAUAUUUAAUGGUUGGUUUCAAGAACUUAGCAGAUUCUCAAACGAAUAACAAUAAUGUCUUCAGAGUGGCAAUGAACCAAACUCAAGAUCCUAUAAUCCAUAAAGUUCAAGUAAGAUUAAACAACGAUAAUUAUCCUAACCAACCUUUGACAAUUAAUCCAACUACAAAGGAUUAUAAUGAAUUGUAUAGAAACUAUAAAAACAUGUGUGAAUUAUUUGGAAAUCCACCUCAGUUUGAAUAUGUAGAUUUUGCACUUAAUCAUCCAAUCUUCUGUUUUGAUCUAUCAGCUCACCAAGAAGAUCUUUUCAAAACAGGAGUCAACAUAAAUAUUCAUAUUGAAAAAACACAAGGAGAUGUAACAGGUUAUUGUUUAUUAUUGGAAGAAGCAAAACAUUUUAUUAAAAUAGCAGAUAGAAGAAUGAUAAGAAUUGAGUAA
Lottia gigantea (owl limpet) is the source of this 894-nucleotide messenger RNA. RefSeq lists its product as hypothetical. Bases 1 to 894 code for a protein of 297 amino acids. Lineage: Eukaryota; Metazoa; Mollusca; Gastropoda; Lottiidae. The transcript is spliced from 2 exons. The record is from RefSeq and is a predicted model, not a curated record.